This is a messenger RNA of Musca vetustissima, 1070 nucleotides long. RefSeq names its product zwei Ig domain protein zig-8-like. Gene Ontology annotation, biological process: synapse organization. The coding region runs from base 217 to 1026 and encodes 269 amino acids. Lineage: Eukaryota; Metazoa; Arthropoda; Insecta; Diptera; Muscidae. Gene Ontology annotation, cellular component: neuron projection membrane. The record is from RefSeq and is a predicted model, not a curated record. The transcript is spliced from 5 exons.
ACAACGUCGUCAUCAUCCUCGUCAUCAGGUCACGGUUGGGUGUCUGGUAGUGGCGGUUAUGCCACAACCAGCACCACCAGUACAACCCAAACCAGCAUAGCCAACCACACACUAAGCAGCAGUGGUGGUGGUGGCAGCAGUGGCUCCACCACUGCCUAUAAAUCCCAGUCAUCACACUCAUCGGCGAUUAAUCGCAAUGCCAUCGAACAGCCAGAAAUGGUGCAGAAUGGUCCGUAUUUUGAUAAGGCAGCUUCAAAGAAUGUCACCGCUUUGCUGGGAAAAACGGCCUACUUGAAUUGCCGUGUCAAGAAUUUGGGCAAUAAAACGAUGCUCCUGCAAGUAUCCUGGGUACGACAUCGUGACAUACAUUUGCUCACAGUUGGACGUUAUACGUACACCUCCGAUCAGCGAUUUCGUGCCAUACAUCAGCCACAGACAGAAGACUGGAUUUUACAAAUCAAAUAUCCACAGCAUCGAGAUUCGGGCAUUUAUGAAUGCCAGGUAUCGACAACGCCGCACAUGAGCCAUUACAUACAUUUGAAUGUGGUUGAACCCUCAACAGAAAUUAUUGGUGCCCCUGAUCUAUAUAUAGAAAGUGGGUCAACUAUAAAUUUAACCUGCGUUAUUCUUAAUUCUCCUGAGCCGCCUGCCUACAUAUUUUGGAAUCACAAUAAUGCGAUUAUCAACUAUGAUUCGCCGCGCGGUGGUGUCUCCGUUGUAACCAUAAAAGGCGACACAACGACAUCCUUUCUGUUGAUCAAAUCAGCCCGACCAUCGGAUUCGGGCCAUUAUCAAUGCAAUCCAUCGAAUGCGAAACCGAAAAGUGUUACCGUUCAUGUGCUCAAUGGGGAAUUCCCAGCAGCAAUGCAGCGCGCGGUACAAGCUCAUCGGCUAAUGUCUCGAUAUCAUUAUAUCUUAGUGUACCUGUCCAUGUAUUGGUGUACCUUAGCGUUUGUCAGGCACUACAUAAAGCUACCGCCGCUGGCAGCUACAGAUACUGGUAUCGGCUCUGCUGCGAUCAUGUGAUAGAAAAUCUAAAGCGGCUGUUUGGUCUGCUGCUAUUGACUUUG